GUUCCGCUUUGCGUUUCGCGUGUUUGUAGGAUUAUUAAGCGAGCUCCCUCUCCCUGUCAAAAGCGUACCAGACACGUUUUCUAACUUCUCUUGGUGAGACUGAGAAAUUGAACAAUAGUACUUCCUGAAACUCACAUCAAGAAGGAAAAUGUCAGUGACACUGCAUACAGAUGUAGGUGAUAUUAAAAUUGAAGUAUUCUGUGAGAGAACACCCAAAACUUGUGAGAAUUUCUUGGCUCUUUGUGCCAGUAAUUACUACAAUGGCUGUAUAUUUCAUAGAAAUAUCAAGGGUUUCAUGGUUCAAACAGGAGAUCCGACAGGUACUGGAAGAGGAGGUAACAGUAUCUGGGGCAAGAAAUUUGAGGAUGAAUAUAGUGAAUAUCUUAAGCACAAUGUUAGGGGUGUUGUAUCAAUGGCUAAUAAUGGCCCAAACACCAAUGGAUCUCAGUUCUUCAUCACCUAUGGCAAGCAGCCACAUUUGGACAUGAAAUAUACAGUAUUUGGAAAGGUAAUAGAUGGUCUAGAAACUCUAGAUGAAUUGGAGAAGUUACCAGUAAAUGAGAAGACCUACCGGCCUCUUAAUGAUGUACACAUUAAGGACAUAACUAUUCAUGCCAAUCCAUUUGCACAAUAGCUAUAAUAGACCUGGAAAAAUAUUUGGCAGACUAUUUAAGGAACACACCUAUUGUAGUUUACCCAGUUUUAAUUAUGUCAAAAGAUUACAUCAUCCUUCUGCUUGUUUAUAGCUAAGAUCUUAUUUAAGUUUAAUUUUCUAAAAACUCUUCUAAUUUUUGGUUACAUACAAGCAUUCAUUUUUUUUUUUUUAAGAUUUUAUUUAUUUAUUCAUGAAAGGCAGAGACACAGACAGAAGGAGAAGCAGGCUCCAUGCAGGGAGCCCGACGUGGGACUGGAUCCCAGGACUCCAGGAUCAUGCCCUGGGCAGAAGGUGGAGCUAAACCGUUGAGCCACCCCAGCUGCCCACAAACAUUCAUUUUUAAAUGCUGAGCCUCAAAUCCUGGCAUACUUUUUUUUUUUUUAAGAUUUUAUUUAUUUAUUUAUUCAUGAGACAGAGAGAGAGAGAGAGAGGCAGAGACACAGGCAGAGGGAGAAGCAGGCUCCAUGCAGGGAGCCCGACGUGGGACUCGAUCCCAGGUCUCCAGGAUCAGGCCCCAGGCUGAAGGCGGCGCUAAACUGCUGAGCCACCUGGGCUGCCCAAAUCCUGGCAUUUUUGAGCACUAUACAUAUUCCUGCCAUAUCUAGUCCACGUCCUAGAGGUAGUCUUUUCCAUUAAUUAUUCACUUUGAGCAGUUAGAGUAAGGACAAGAUAGAGAUGAUCUAGAAAAGCCAGCCAGCCAAUCCCUUUGCUAUUUUCUGUGGUCUUUAGAUUACAGUAAAGGCUCAGAGAAGUCCUAGAGUACAGUAAGCACUCAAUUUCCCAAUUCCUUUGUCCAUGGAACUUUUUUAAAGCGUAUCAUAUACAGUAUUGUAGGACAGAAUUCUACAGGUGAGCUGUUUGAAAAAUGCAACUAAUUGGCUAAGAGCACCAGUUGUAGAGUCCUGGAUUGUGUUUGAAUCACAGCUCUACCUCCUACUAGUAACUUUAGGCAGUUUACCAUCUCCCAGAUUUUCUUAUCCCUAAAGACUCCUCCCCUUCAUAAGACUAUUGUGAGGACUAAUGAAACAAUGUAAAGCUUCUGGCAUCUGAUAAGUGUUCUGUAGUGAGUAAACAGAAGCUGUUCUCUUAAUAUUUAUCUCCACCAUAAGGCUCUCACCUAAUCAGGCCUCAUCAUUUAUCAGGCUAUAUCAUUGAUCUCAUCAAAACCGUAUUCUUUGAUUUGCUUCCAUCACCUUGAUUAGAUUUUGGUAUUACUAAAACUGAUGUCAAGUAUUUCUUGGUUUGUAUCAUUUCUACAGAUAGCUGAUCUAGUAUUUUCUUUCUUAAUUAUAAUUUGGAUGUUAGCUUGUAAUAUUCUCUUAUUACCACCUAUACCUUCUAUUAAACUGAUGUGCCAAUUA
This is a messenger RNA of Nyctereutes procyonoides (raccoon dog), 2016 nucleotides long. RefSeq names its product peptidylprolyl isomerase like 3 (gene PPIL3). Gene Ontology annotation, biological process: protein peptidyl-prolyl isomerization; protein folding. Gene Ontology annotation, molecular function: peptidyl-prolyl cis-trans isomerase activity. The transcript is spliced from 7 exons. Gene Ontology annotation, cellular component: catalytic step 2 spliceosome. NCBI's taxonomy places the organism in Eukaryota, Metazoa, Chordata, Mammalia, Carnivora, Canidae. The coding region runs from base 149 to 634 and encodes 161 amino acids. The record is from RefSeq and is a predicted model, not a curated record.